Messenger RNA from Cervus elaphus (red deer), 1791 nucleotides. RefSeq names its product WD repeat-containing protein 49-like. Gene Ontology annotation, molecular function: protein binding. Lineage: Eukaryota; Metazoa; Chordata; Mammalia; Artiodactyla; Cervidae. The record is from RefSeq and is a predicted model, not a curated record. The transcript has 20 exons. The coding region runs from base 1 to 1791 and encodes 596 amino acids.
AUGGUCCUUAGGGACAGUAACCCCAUCAGGAAGAAAAAUUUGCUAUUGACAGGUGGAAUGGACCAGAUAAUUAGAGUCUGGAAUCCUUAUCUGCCUGGAGAACCAACAGGUAUGCUGAGAAGCCACACAGCUCCAGUGAUUUACAUCCAUGUGUCUGCUGAGGAUAACAAGAUAUUUUCCAUGUCCACCGACAACACUAUUAAGAUCUGGGAUCUGGAGACCAACAGCUGCUUGUUCACUGCGUCCUCCAAAGCCAGCGGCAUUCGGGGUGAGCCCGGGGCCUGCCUCUAUCUCCCCGGUCCCGGAGCCCUGCGUGUGGCCGCUGAUAUCCUAGCACCCCUGCACCUGAGGCUGAGUUCUCCCCACAAGCCUCACCCGGUGGUUUCCCACAAGGAACCUGUUGUAUGCUGCCGGUACAACUCCACAUUCAGGCAGGUGAUCAGCUGCUCAGAAGCAUCUGUGGUGAAAGUAUGGGACUUUGAAAUGGGAAGACUGUUGUCUGAAUUUACUGAGGCUCCUGGCACUGCUGAAAUCACCUGUCUGACCUUUGACUCCAGUGGAAGAAGGCUGGUUACUGGGGGCAGAGACAGUUGUCUAAAAAUAUGGAGCUACAACAGUGGACAUUGUCUGCACACUCUGAAACAUGAUGGAGAGCAAGGUGAAGUCUGUGAUUGCACCUACUUGGAAGUGAACCAAAAUAAGUGUAUCAUAGGGGUUGGAUGGGAGAGAAGAAUAGAUGUGUACUUUGACACACCGUGUGACUUUCAUCACUUCCGGAAGCCACAGCCACACUGGCAAGAUGACUUGAACCAUGGGCACAAGGAAGACAUUCUCUGUGUGGCUCAUUGUCCACCUUCUCUCCUCGCCACCUCCAGUUACGAUGGGGAGAUUAUCAUCUGGAAUGUCAUCUCAGGCCACGUGUACCGCAAGCUGAAUUCCCCCAGCUCCUCUGAUGGCACAGAAGAUAGAGAAGGCCCAGAAAGAAGUGUGUCCUGCCUCGCCUUCCUCAAGACUCGGGCAGCCAACUUGGAAUCAGCCUCCGCUUCCCUGAUGGCAACGGGCCCCGCAGGUUCUGUCACCUUCUGGAGGCUGUUCAGUGGAGCCCGUCCCAUUGCAAACUUUGCUCCUUCCAGGGACAAAGCCCAGGUCAGCAGCACGGUGGUGACAGCGGGAGAUGCCUGUGCCUACGUGGCUGACCAGCGCGGCUUUGUGCACGUCUGUGACGUCGAGGAGCACGGCCUGCAGGGACAGGAGCUGCAACCUCCCACGAAUGUGACAUUCUGGAGGGCCCAUGUCAGCAUGGUGACACCUUUGGAGCUGAUAGAAGAAGAGGUUCUGCUCUCAUCCUCCCUGGACCGCAUCAUGCGCCUGUGGAGAAGGGAUGGGGCUUUCAGCGGGACCUUUGGGCAGAGCAGCCCCUGGGAUAUUUUCACUCCUGCCUCCUGGAGCCACCCUAGAGUGCCCCAUGAAAUCCUGACAGACCCCCAGAGCAUGCCUGCUCACCCAGUGCUAGAAGGAGGUGUUUCUGCCACGUGCAGAGGAGAAGAGCAAGACAAGGUGGUGGAGGGCAAGGCCAGUGCUGAGCCUGAAAAGACCUCUGAUCCUCGCUCUCCAGGAGACUGCAUCCUUGAAGUGAAGGAAGACUCCUGUGGAGGGGAUGGAUUCGGCAGUGACAGGCCGCCCUUGGAGCAGAGCGAGCCUCCCCGGGGCACACCUGCGCUGGGGACCCCCAGCAUCUACCAGAGCCUCCGAUCUGACCCCGAGUUUGUGAGCCUGACGGCCCUGGUGUGA